This is a messenger RNA of Talaromyces rugulosus, 465 nucleotides long. RefSeq lists its product as uncharacterized. The transcript is spliced from 2 exons. Lineage: Eukaryota; Fungi; Ascomycota; Eurotiomycetes; Eurotiales; Trichocomaceae. The coding region runs from base 1 to 465 and encodes 154 amino acids. The record is from RefSeq and is a predicted model, not a curated record.
AUGGAGACCGAAAAACACUCAGCUCUCGCACAGCCGAUUCCGAUUAUCUUAUGUGGAAAGUCCUUGGAAAAUGGGGCAAUGGUCGCGCAGUUUCUCAAGUCCGAAUUUGAAGUUAUUCAUUUCGUCUCAUCAUUUGAGCAAGCAAAAGCCGAGUUUGCGGAACUCAUCGCUGGCCGGGCGCCUAAAUUAUCCAUUUCUGAAAAUAUUGGUACCCAAAACUACAGCAAACUACCGCUCGCCAUUGUAUUUGGGCGAGCGUAUGAUCCGGAUGAUGUGACGGAACUCAACCGAAUAUUUCGUGGAACAGGUAGCGCCCCGUUGGCGUGGAUUGCUGGAAACCGUGACGUUAGACCCCCGGCGCAACUGGGACCAGGAUAUGCUGAAAAGGCGGCAGAAAAUACGAAGCGGGCAUUUGAAAGAUGGAAAGACUCGGGUUCAAUCAGUGAAGAUAUUGUCUAUUAUUGA